Molecule: messenger RNA, 941 nt
Organism: Arabidopsis thaliana (thale cress)
Lineage: Eukaryota; Viridiplantae; Streptophyta; Magnoliopsida; Brassicales; Brassicaceae
Gene: HB53
Product: homeobox 53
Exons: 2
Coding region: 132-818 (228 amino acids)
Biological process (GO): regulation of DNA-templated transcription; response to auxin; regulation of transcription by RNA polymerase II
Cellular component (GO): nucleus
Molecular function (GO): DNA-binding transcription factor activity, RNA polymerase II-specific; DNA-binding transcription factor activity; DNA binding
Source: RefSeq, marked reviewed
CACAGUCGUUGAGGUUAUAAAAAGCAUCUCAUAGGACUCAACCUCACCAAAGUCAUAUCCUAUUGCAUCACUCUCCUUUAAACACAGUCAGAGAAAACAGCAACUCUUGUCUGAAAAACUAGAGAGAGAAAAUGGAUCAUGGUAGGUUAAUGGAUGAUCAAAUGAUGCUAGGCUCUCAAGUGUACCCCUACACGACCCAACCCCAAAAUUCACACUGCAUCAUCGUUAACCAGAUCGAUGGAGGCGAAGAAUCAAAACCGGUGAAGCGGAGGAGGAAGAGGAGGAGUAAAGGUUCAUCAGCCACCAACGAAGAAGACGUGGCGGAGAUCGGAGGGAUGUUGAGGAAGAGGAAGUUGACCGAUGAACAAGUGAACAUGCUCGAAUAUAGCUUCGGGAACGAGCAUAAGCUGGAGUCAGGGAGGAAGGAGAAGAUCGCCGGAGAGUUAGGUCUUGACCCGAGACAGGUGGCUGUUUGGUUCCAGAACCGCCGUGCACGUUGGAAGAACAAGAAACUAGAGGAAGAGUACGCCAAACUCAAAAACCACCACGACAACGUCGUACUCGGCCAAUGCCAACUCGAGUCUCAGAUAUUGAAACUAACAGAACAAUUGAGUGAAGCUCAAAGUGAAAUUCGAAAACUGUCGGAACGACUUGAAGAAAUGCCAACCAACAGUUCAAGUUCAUCGCUUUCUGUUGAAGCCAACAAUGCACCAACUGAUUUCGAGCUUGCCCCGGAAACUAAUUAUAACAUCCCGUUUUAUAUGUUAGAUAAUAAUUAUUUACAAAGCAUGGAGUAUUGGGAUGGUUUGUAUGUAUAAUCAGUUUAUCAACUAAAUAUCUCGUGCUUUAUUGAUGCAACUCAUGUUAUUAUAAGUAAUGUAGAAAUAGGUGUUGGUGAAACGGUUGUAAUUAUGUGUUGUUUUCAGUAUUUAUUUUAAUAU